Molecule: messenger RNA, 1446 nt
Organism: Ambispora gerdemannii
Lineage: Eukaryota; Fungi; Glomeromycota; Glomeromycetes; Archaeosporales; Ambisporaceae
Source: the annotation of a GenBank genome assembly
AUGGCUAACAUUCUUAAAAAACCGCAGCCGAAAGGACUAAGAAUUGACCAUUACCAUCACGCUGAACUUUUAAGUUAUACCCCGUUAAAGGACAUAUUGGAUGAAAAAUAUCCUGAAAGUGAACAGGAAGCAAUUACUAAACUAAACUUAUCUAAACAUGGAUUACGGGUUUUAACCGAAGAAAGGGACUUAUUAUUAGAACAGAAAGAGGAUAUUAAAAAAUUAGAGAUAAAAGCAAAAUCCCUAUUAGAUAAAGACUUAUCCCCCAAAGAAAUCGAACAAGAACUUAAUAAUCUCAAAACUUUAUUUUCUAAUGCUAAUUUACCUAAUGCUUACGAUAUUUUGGAAGAAGUUUGCCAACAAUUAUUAACAAUUUAUCAAAUCUUUGAUACUGGUGAUUAUGAAGGAAUGCCUUCCUAUUCUUCCUCCCGCUCCUCCUCUCCAACUGGGGAAGCAGAUAAUUAUUUACAAAAUUUACAAAGAUUAGCGGCUGAAAAUGAUAAUAAAGAUUUAGAAAUCAAAGAAUUGAAAAGAGAUGGAAGUGAUGAUAAUUCUGAAUUAGGGGAAACUGAUACUGAUCGAGAAAAAGAAGCAAAAGAUAAUUCUUCUGGAGUUGAAAAAGAGAUGGUUCGCAAAGUUAUCAAAUCCUUAUCUAAUGAUAAUUUACCUCUAAAUCAGCAAUUUACUGAAUUAUCAGAAUUAUUAAGUCAAGGCACUCGUUUCAUGUUUUUAGAAGCUACCCAAUUCAUGUUUGUGAAGGAAAGUUUGGAAGCAAUUGACCCCGAUGCUCGUUUUAGUUUCCCCGUUUUGUUAAUUUAUGAAGUCCCAGCCAAAAAGUUUUAUCACUUUGACACCCUAAAAGGUGCUAAUUAUGAAAUAAUCAAACAAGGACUAAAUGUUAAUCUCACUGACCUUAAUGAAAACUUUGGAUCAGAAAGAAUGAAAUGGCAAAAGAAAAAUGAUGAUUUAAAAGACAGAAAAAACUAUUUAGAAACUACCUUAGAUACUUUAAAUAACACCAUAAUUUCUCUUAAUAAUGAACUAACUAAAAAAGAAGGGCAAAUAAAACAACAGACCAAACAAAUAAACCAGGCUAUUGCUCUUUUAGAAGAACAAAAAAAGAAAGUCGAGGAGCAAGCCGCCCAGUUAAAUAAAGAAAAAAAAGAUGUCGGAACCCAAACUGACCCUUAUGUUGACCAACAUUUAACCGCUGAUAUUCAAAGAUUAGAAAAAGAAAAAAGUGAUUUAGAUAAACAAAUUAAGAAAUUAGUUGAUUUGGAUGCAGAAAGCAAAAAAUUAAGAGAUAAAGAAUUAACUGAUUCAAGGAGAGAAUUUAACAAACUAUCCCAAAUAAACCAACAAACUUAUGAUAUUUUAGGGCAAGUUUCAACCGAACAAGGAUUAGCCCCACGUUCCCAAAAAAUUGUAGACAUGUUAAAAGCCUGA